Molecule: messenger RNA, 556 nt
Organism: Brassica oleracea var. oleracea
Lineage: Eukaryota; Viridiplantae; Streptophyta; Magnoliopsida; Brassicales; Brassicaceae
Exons: 3
Coding region: 128-556 (142 amino acids)
Source: RefSeq, a predicted model, not a curated record
GAGUAAAGACCCAAGUAAGGUGAGUAGAUCCAAGGUUUGGAUUGCGGGACACACUCAUGCUGAUGGCAGACCUGUGAAGCCCCAGUUUGCUGAGACUAUUGAACAAAUACAGUCACUUGACAGUCGGAUGGACUCCACAUCAGCUGCUGAUAACAUAAGGGAAGAUGCUGUGAGCAAGGUUUUGGGAAAAGACAAACCUGGACGAGUAAGGGGCUUUGGUAGAGGGAUUACAGCUAAUAAGCUAGCAUAUCUGCAAUUUAGAGACGCUAAGAUUGCAGAAAUGAAAAGUGAGAUUGAAGAGUUAAAGGGGAUGGUGCGAGAAUUAGCUGAGAAGAAGAAAAGUAAUGUUGAUGCUGAAACAUCUGAGAGUAGUGGUGGAUUCAAAGAAGGAGUCAGAGUACAAAUACUGGAUUGGAUUGAAUCAGAGGAUGUUGUUGUUGGUGAAGGAGAAUUCUGCUCUGCUGAACCGAAGUACAAAAUUGGUCGUAUACCAAUUGGUCCUAAUGCAGUGGCUAUCGUAGUUAAGUAUGCACUAAGCGCAUCAGCUUCACUCUGA